UUUUUUUUUUUUUCCGGGCCGCCCCGGCGGCUGCGUACUGGCUGUGGGAUGGGAAGUGAAGCCCCAGCGAGCGGCUGCGGCGGGGCUGUGCGGAGCAGCCGGCGGGAGGCGGCGGCGGCGGCGACGACGGUGCGGCGGUGAGCAGCCGAGAGCGCGGAGCCGGGCGGAGAGGGAGCACCUGCGGGCACGGGCGGCGGCUCCACCAUGGCGAUUCGCAAGAAGAGCAACAAGAACCCGCCGCUGCUGAGCCACGAAUUCGUGCUGCAGAAUCACGCGGACAUCGUGUCCUGCCUGGCGAUGCUCUUCCUGCUGGGGCUCAUGUUCGAGAUAACAGCAAAGGCAGCCAUCAUCUUCGUUGCUCUUCAGUACAAUGUUACCCGCCCUGUAACAGAAGAACAAGCUACUGAAUCAGCAUCCCUUUAUUACUAUGGUAUCAAAGAUUUGGCUACAGUUUUCUUCUACAUGCUAGUGGCGAUAAUUAUUCAUGCCAUAAUUCAGGAGUAUGUGUUGGAUAAAAUUAACAGACGAAUGCACUUCUCCAAAACAAAACACAGCAAGUUCAAUGAGUCUGGCCAGCUUAGCGCAUUCUACCUUUUUGCUUGCGUGUGGGGCACAUUCAUCCUCGUCUCGGAAAACUAUAUCUCAGAUCCAACUAUCCUGUGGAGAGCUUAUCCCCAUAACCUGAUGACAUUUCAAAUGAAGUUUUUCUACAUAUCCCAGUUGGCUUACUGGCUCCAUGCGUUCCCUGAACUCUACUUCCAGAAAACCAAAAAAGAAGAUAUUCCUCGUCAGCUUGUCUACAUCGGUCUUUACCUCUUCCACAUCGCUGGAGCAUAUCUUCUGAACUUGAACCAUCUGGGCCUUGUUCUUCUGGUGCUGCACUAUUUUGUUGAGUUUCUUUUCCACAUUUCUCGUCUAUUUUAUUUUAGUGAUGAGAAAUACCAGAAAGGAUUUUCUCUCUGGGCGGUUCUUUUUGUUUUGGGAAGACUUCUGACCUUAAUUCUUUCGGUCCUCACUGUUGGUUUUGGCCUGGCAAGAGCAGAGAAUCAAAAGCUGGAUUUUAGUACUGGAAACUUCAAUGUGUUGGCAGUCAGGAUCGCCGUCCUGGCCUCCAUUUGCAUCACACAAGCCUUCAUGAUGUGGAAGUUCAUUAACUUCCAGCUUCGGAGGUGGAGGGAGCAUUCUGCCUUCCAGGCCCCACCUGUGAAGAGGAAACCAGCCGUGACCAAAGGCAGAUCCUCCAGAAAAGGAACAGAGAACGGUGUGAACGGAACCGUCACCUCAAAUGGAGCUGACUCUCCGCGGAACCGAAAAGAGAAGUCUUCAUAAUGGAUCGCACACUGACUUGAUUAACGUCCCCCAAAGAAUCUGCUUUCUGCUCUGUCUUUCGGCACUAGCGAUUUUUCUGUUCUUGAAAAUAUAGUUUCUGCUCUUUGAUUUUUGCUGUUGUACUGUCCCUGCCAUGUAAAAAGGGCGUCGCUGGGAAGAGGAUUACUAGGAGUGAGAAAAUACGUUAGCUUAGACUCGGCUACCUGCCUUCAAAAUAGUUUAGGGACCACCACAUAUUUUAUUUUGCUUUUUGUCUUUAACGUUUUUCUAAUGGUUUGGGGGAGAAACCAUUUACAAAAACCCCCACAUAACCAGUGAAAUUUUUUCUUGCUCUCACCAAUUUUUUAUAAUAUUAUAGCAAGGUGACCUAUUCUAAAAAGGUCAUAUUUUUUAAGUUGUCUUUCAGGGUAAAAUGGAAAUACUAUAAAGUCAGAUGUCAAACUUUUAAUGUUUUCAGUGUUCUCUAAUUUUUAGGAGUUUUUUGUAACCUUUACACCUGGGGAAAAAAAAAAGAUUUAUAAAAUCACCAAAAUAAUUGUGCUUUAUUUUCUAGGUAGUUGUUGUAGGUGUUACAUCCCAUUAAAAAGUACUGAUAGUUACUGCAGAAUUUAUUGCCGUAUAUUGGAGCAGAUGUCUUAUUAACAUGAGAGUACUUAGGAAGUGAAGUCUUUUGUGCAUUUUCAACACUUAUCAUCAAGUGGCAAUCAAAAUGUUUACUGUGAAGAAGAAUAUUCAACUUGCAUAGCCCUUUUUGAUAUGUUUAAUAAUAAUUCUUAACGGGGCUUGUUGUAAGUUUGAUAUGCAUAGCAUCUUAAUGAGAUACCAUUUAACCCUCAAACCCUUUUAAAAAGUGAUGCCUACUUGAUUUAUAGCUAUAAAAAAAGGUGUCAGGUAAUUGUAUUUGGAAAACUAAUGCACUAACUUGAAAGAAAUUGAGAAUUCAGGUGGAGAGUCUUAACAGAAGACAUGCUUUAUGUUAUGCGAUAGCUUUGGACCCAUCUUUAAUUGAGAAACAUUUAUCUGUAUAAAACAUAUUUUUGGAUAAAUAUAUAUAUAUAUUUGUAUCUACAGAAAGGCUCUAAAAAGCAUUUGAGUAAAAUACUGGCUCCCUUUUCUAUGAUUACCCUUCGAGCCCUUCUAUUUGGUUCGUCUGCUGCUGUUACAGUACGCACAGUGCUCCACUCGCUGUCCAGGUCUUGUUUCCCAUUUCUCACUUCCGUCACCAGCUAAAAAAAAAAAAAAAAUGUUCGUGCCAUUUGAAUAUAAAAGCUACAAGCCUAUGGGCUGUGGCUUAAGUUACCGUGCUGCUAGAAAGUUGUGCUUUCUCUUUCCAGCCGUUUACCUACUUCCUGGGAAAAGUCGUAGCUCUCUGUAGCAUUACCAAGUUUCAGUGGAACCAAAUUUCUGCCAUUAAGUUGGUAUUAAUACAUUGAGAAGUCAAUCAAAAUAAAACCUUUUUACUUUCACAAGCUGCUUCCUGGACAAUUCCUUCGCUGUUAUGUUUAUGCUGUUUUGAGCAUUUAUUCUUAUUAAAAUGUACUAUUAAAAA
Messenger RNA from Meriones unguiculatus (Mongolian gerbil), 2878 nucleotides. RefSeq names its product translocation associated membrane protein 1 (gene Tram1). The transcript is spliced from 11 exons. Lineage: Eukaryota; Metazoa; Chordata; Mammalia; Rodentia; Muridae. Gene Ontology annotation, cellular component: endoplasmic reticulum membrane. Gene Ontology annotation, biological process: protein insertion into ER membrane; SRP-dependent cotranslational protein targeting to membrane, translocation. Bases 205 to 1329 code for a protein of 374 amino acids. The record is from RefSeq and is a predicted model, not a curated record.